CCGGGGUGCGCGGGGGGCUCGGCGCGCUCCGGGAGGUAGCGGGAACGGGCGGCGCACCUGGCGAGGGUGCCCGGAGUAGCCCCAGAGGGACCCCGCGGUGACUCUCGGAACAGGCGGCCUAGGGCGAGCCGCGCGCUGUCGCUGUCCGGUCGCGGCGCGGUGGCCGGGGCAGUGCCGCGGGAAGCCGUAAUCCCCAGGUCGGUGUUGUUUCGCCCUCCGCUCUUCACGAGCUUUACAGUUCGCUGUGGUGACAUUGCGUGGGCAGUUUACUAGUCAAUAUCCAGUGCUGCUCCAUGCCUGGCACCUUGGGCUCCAACGUGGGGAUGCCUCCCUCGCUUGAGGAAUGCGCAUCUGCAUGCACAUCACAUCACAUCCUUGUUGAAUAAUUUCAUCGGUUAGUCCAGUUGUGGUGUGUGGUUGGAACGUCCUUUUAUGCCUUUUAAAUCUACCACUGUUCUUCCAGGCAAAGCAGAAUGUCACAUUGGAAAUAAAAAUACUUAGGGUGGUCACUUGCUGAGAAUACAUUUUCGUAAUUAUAAUCUAAAAUAAAGCAGAAACUUAAUAAACAAUAAAAGUCGGCUGUAUUUCCUUACAUAGAACUGAAGUCCGUAAUUUUGCCAUCAGUCUGUUUGCAACUUUCUCUUGACUAAAGGUGCCAAAUUUCUGGGGGAAAAACCACAACCUUUGAAGCAAAAACUUUCUGAUACGUUACUACUAGAAAACGGAACUUUUUAAAGCUCCAGCUUUUUAAAACGUGUUUUUUAAUUAGUAUGAGCACAAGGUUUUUACAGGCACAUCUAAACUGGUAGAAAACCACUGCACUUUUGUUAGUAUUUAUUUGACAUGCAAGUACAUAGGGAGUUUACCUGGUCUGUCACUUAAAGCUGUCUGUCAGUUUUCUGGACUAAAAGACUGAAUUUUCGCUGAUAAAAUUGGAUUGGUUUUCGUUGUCAGAUUUGUCAAUAGUGAAGAAGAACAGAUUCAUCUCUGUGUAAUUUUGCUGUAUAAUUCUGAGUUGAAGCUCUUUCACAUCUCAAAGUAGCAAUCCCUACAUGUAGCUUAAUUAGAAAGCUACUAGUAAAACCCAAGAUUUCCCUCUGUGGUCUAAAAGAUGAGAAGCAAACAAGGCCUGAUGCUCUACUUGUUUUCAGCCACUGAAGUUUAUGCUCACUCAGUGCGACAAAAGAAAAAUGAAGAAUUUAGUUGGGGAAAAUUCUAAGUGUGCAAUUUUUGUCAGCUCAGUUUCCUAAAUGGUUAUAAUUAGGUAAGAAAUUUUUCACUUCCCAUUAUGUAGUGCAAAUUCUGUAUGUUCUGCUCAUUAUAGCAUAGGUUUAAUUUGUAUCUUUUAGUGGCCAGUAAAAGUGGGGUUUGUGUAUGGUGACCUUUAUGGCACGUUUAGCAUAGAGUUCCCUGUAUUACAGGUGUAGAAUAUAGCAACUCAGUGAGUAUUGUAAAAUAUGGUGAAAAGAGCAAGCGUUUAAUGUAGAAUCACUUUUAUAAAUACAGAUAGAAUACUGGAGAAGAGCAAACUAGGUUAUUUUCAGGAAAGUAUAUUAAUUCUUGGAAGUUUGGGCUUUAUGAAUUUGUUUUCCUGUUUAUUUCUGGUGGCUGGAAUAUGCCACUGUUCCAGGUAUGUGUUUCUGUUGGUCUUGGAUUGUAUUAUAUUUACUAACAUGGAAGACAUCCAAUCUGAUGAGGCAAAAAUGUGUUUUACAAAAUUAAUGAUACCUGAGCUUAUUUGCAUUGGGGCAUGGUGGUUGCUGAACUUUGAUAUACGAUUAAAUCUCUCCUAUUCUAAGGUGAGAUUACACUGAGUAAACAGCCUUGUUCUUAUCCUUGUUGAUUAAUGAUCUAUAUUUACACAAGCCUGAUAGUUGCUUUAAUGCACCAUGUCAAAGACCAUGAAGUUCUAAAUUGGAAAUGCCUUUAAACAAUGGCACUGUCAUUAGAGGACUUUAUCUCUUAAUUUUAUUGCCACAACAGGGUAGACACUUAAUGAAUAAACAAACAGCACUCAUUGGUGAAUUUUGGAAAUUAUGCAUUUUACAGAGAGUGCUUGCGGAUGUGAGGUGAGCCUAGCCUUUGUUCCAUUAUAGUCAAAAAGUAUCUGCAAAAUUAAUAUUUUAACCAACCUAUGGGAUGGUUGGGUUUUUUGUGGAUUAAUUUAUUUAACCUUUGACCAGAAACUCAUUUCCAUACUUGGAAUAGGUAUGCACUUUUCUCAUUUUGCUUUUUGUUCCGUAUUGUCUCUCAUAUUUUUUGCUUUAAAUUUAAGAGCCCUUCAGUAUUUAAUUUCUUGUUUCUAACUAGUUUUUGAGGGCUUGUUGAAAUCAUUCAGCUAAUUAUAAGAUACUUUUCCGUGUUCCUGUGGUCCUCAGUCAAUGAUUAAAGCGAUAUAAUCUGGUGUAUUUUAUAAACUUACUUAGUUUUCUACUCUUCUGAAUUAUGUGGUUUCUAGCCAAUUGUGAAUUGACUACUUCAAAAGCAGCACUUAGUAACUUGUAAAAUGCCCAUUUGGUUUAACCAAGUAUAACUUGGAAAAGCAGUUAUAUUUUUCAAAGGUGUUUUCUCUUUCCAUGAAUGGUAAGAAGUGUUAUUUUUAGCAGUUACUGGUUUAGUUGUGACAGUAAAGCUUAGCUUUGGGAGUCAGAACAUGUUGUAGAUAGAGAAAAUACUGCAACUUCAUCAGUGUCAUUUGGAAGCAUAUUGCAAAACUAAACUUUUUUUUUUUCUUCCAAUGGAGUUUGUUCGGCUGUCCUUACUCUUUUGAAACCUUAGAUUGUUGGAUACCUAGUAUAAAUGCUAAAGACAUGAAGUUAACUAAUUACUCUUGGCAUCUGGCUAAUCAGCUCUUCUAUAAUCCUAAACCAACCUGAACACUUUGCCUUUUUUUCCUCAAUUUGGUGUAGUUUGGAUAUCCAGCAAACCAAAGCACUGUAAGUAAUGGGUGUGAAAUGACCUGAAAGUAACAGGCCUGUGCAAGUAAGGCUGUGAAAGAGAUGAGAGGGAUGUGAGGGUAGGGUGGUGCAGAUGCUUGGGGACCCAAGUAUAGCCUCAGCUCUUUCCUGUGCUGGUGAAAGGUAUGUGUCCAGGAGGGAUUUUUAGUGCUGAGGGCCAAGUGCUGUAUUUGGCUCUCUUCACUGCUAAUCAACUCCUGCAGCCUCAAAUCAGAGCAGCUGCAUGCAAACUGCCUGUUAAUAGUAAUCCAUAGUAACUCCUGCUCUGUAUCCAGGUGUAGUUUGGGUGAGUGUCAGGUGGCUCGGACCAAAAUGGUGCGAGAAUAGUGCAACUACACAGCCUGGCAGUAUUUAAUACCAUGUCUUAAUUUGUUCGGGUCAGUGUAGUCUGCAGUGAAUGUGAGUUGCUGCUGUCUCACAGGAUGUGUUACCUAGGGAGAACUCGGAGCUGUCACCUGAUGGGCUGUGGGGGACAUAGGUACCAGAGUUCAUUGCAUGGAAGGCUAAGGGGAAUAUCACACCUGCAUAGGAACCUAUGCUUCAUUAGUUCCACUGUUUACACAACAGCUUUUUGUAUUGAAGUUUUUUGUAGAACAGUCUGAAUUUUCUUGAUGAAAAGAUAAACCUGUGUAAUAUUUUUAUUUGCCUUCAAGCUUUGUUUGGAUUGCAUUUACAGGCUUUUCUCCAUAACCAGGAGGGCCUAACAUUUGUUUUCUUUAGCAAAAUGAAUUUCAUGUAGUUGCUUGUCUGCUUUAUGAAAAAUACAAAUGCUUUAUAUAAACAUAAAUAUGUAGAGAUUUGUAAUAAAAUUAGAUUUGCUGUCAGAUACUAACCUUUGCAUUGGAAACUAUCAGCUGGCUUCUUCAAUGAUGCUGUCAGGAGACAAACCUGAUUAGAAAGGCUUCAACAUAAAUGGUUUCAUGGGUCAUUAUUAUUUCAAUAAACUGUUGGGGUUUUUAGAAGUUUGGAGGACUGCAGUGCUGAAUUAUUUGGCUACUGUCCAGAAAUACAGCUAAUUAAACUGCUGUAGUGUUGUUUUUUAUUUACCUUCAAAUAAUAAGUAUCAGAGCUGGGACUUGAUAGUGAAAACUUCUAAUAAUUUAGACAAAUAGGGAAAUACUUACUUCUAAAUAAAAUGUACUCAUGCCUAAUACUAAUUAGCACAGAUUGAAUUAUUAACUUCAAGUCUACGGACCAUUUAUGUUAAUGAUGGUUGUUAAAUACUUUAAAUAGAAUGGUGAAUUCCGAGGGAGAAGCAGCUGUUGUGUUGAGCCACUUCUAACUGAGGACUGAAAAUGCGAGCAGUUGAAAGUGAGGCAAAGGCAAAAACCAAAGUCCGCUUUGAGGAAAUCUUCAGGCGCCAUGCUGGCCUAGCAGACACAAAGAAAUCAAAGAAAAAGAAGUUUGACUCUCAGGAGAGUAUUGUGCUUGAUACCUUUAGAAAUAAUAUUGAUCUAUCUAAGGAAAGUGUGAAUGAUGAAGCAAUUAUAAACAACACAUAUAAUCCUGAAGAAGAGAGCCCCAGAUUUACAAAAAAUAAAUUGAGAGAGAAAGCGUCAAUUGCAGAGAAAAUAAACAAUGAUGUUGUUAGUGGAGAGGAGAAGAAGCAGCCAAAGUCGAACAGGAAGAAAAAGAAAUCACUGUUACAAGAACAAUUUAAUGACGAGGAAGAUUUAUAUGAAGCUAAAUUGGGGAGUUUUGAAGAAAAGACUAAUGAUUUUCCAAAGAAGAAAACAAAAAGUAAAUCACAAACAGAUGUACCUCAUCAAGAAGGUGAUAGAAAGAUCAAAAAUUCCUUGACUGAAGUGAGAAAUGUAACUGAAUUAGAAGAAGAAGAGCAGCUAAUUCAAGCCUAUCAGCUGCAUGUGGCUGAGGAAGAGGCAAAUGCAAUUAAAAAGAAAAUGAGAAAGAAACUUAAAGAACAGAUGUCUGAAUCUACCUCCACUGUUCAAAGGCAUGAAGUUGCAUUGAAUAAUGAAGUGGGCAAAAAGAAGAAAAAGAAGAAAGAACGAGCAAUUUUAAGUGAAGCUGAAACAAGUGCAAUGUCCCUUUCUGAGCUGCAGCAUCAUCCAGAAGGUGGCAAUGAAGGUCAGUCACUUGAAACACUGUUUACAUCAGAAGGCCAGAAACUGGAGGAGAGCAUGGAUAAACAGAAACCUAAAGCCAAGAAGGUUAAGAAGAAAACCAGAAAAGAAGAAACCAUGGAAAUUGCUGCAGAAAAUGAUGAGGAAAUGAAGAAUUCAGAAAUUUCAACUCAGUCUAAAUUUGGUUUUGGUGAUGAUCUUGUUUUGGGAGUUUAUAUCCAUCGAUCAGAUCGACUUAAAAUUGAUCACUUGAUAUCUCAUCCUGUGGUUAAAAUCCAUAUUGUUGAUCAGAGGAGUGGCUUAUAUGUCAAGAAGGAUUAUAGCAAGAAGGAAGAUUCAUCUUAUGAACAAGAAGAAAUACAGCACAUUCUUCCUAUAAUGACACAACCAUGUGACUUUAGAAAGUCUAAAUCAGCAAUUCCAGAGUGGGAAGAGCAAGUAAUAUUUAAUGAGCGUUUUACUUACUUUAUUCAAAACACUGAGGAAAACCCUCAGGUUAUCCUGUUUUUUGAGGUCCUUGAUUCUCUACGUAUGAAUGAAAUGAGAGCCAACUCUGAUAUACAAGUUCAGGAAGGUCGUUACCGAAAAAUUUGUUGGGCAUUUCUAAAGCUUGUAGGUGCAAAUGGAGUUCUAAAUGUUGGUGGAAAACUUCGUCUACAAUUAUAUUACCCACCUUCAAGGACCAAGUCAUAUUCAAAUGCUGUUGAGGUUUAUGACUGGUGGGCAAAAUGUCCUAGAAAUCGUUACCCAUCAACGUUAUACAUAACUGUAAAAGGCCUAAAACUGCCAGAUCAUGUUGGUCCUUCUUUUCACUCCAUGGCAGCUGUUCAACAGGAACAAGCUAAUACAGCACUGUCAGAACUCCAGAGAGAAGGAUAUGAACCUUCUUCAGAGGAGAAGGAGCCAUUUAAAUGGUCAAGAUUGCCUGGACAGGCUUGCCGCAUACCCAACAAGCACCUGUUUUCCCUGCGAGGUGGGGAUAUGGGCUGCUUCUGUAUCCGCUUCUCUCAUGAUGGGAGAACACUGGCAGCAGCAUGUGCAGGAAGGAAUGGCUAUCCUAUUGCUUUGUAUGAAAUUCCUUCUGGACAGCUCUUGAGAGAAUUUUAUGGUCACCUUAACAUAGUGUAUGAUCUUUGUUGGUCAAAAGACAAUCAAUAUCUUCUUACUGCUUCCUCUGACGGCACUGUCAGAAUGUGGAAAAUAGAAAUGAAGGCGGCCUCUGCAGAGAGAGUUUUCCCUCAUCCUUCAUUUGUCUAUACUGCCAAGUACCACCCAAUUGCUGACUCGUUGGUUGUGACAGGAUGUUACGACUCAGUGAUUAGAAUCUGGAAUGCAAAUGUGAAAGAAAUCCAUGGGCAACUACUACAGGAGCUUGAUGGUCACAAAAGUUUCAUCAACACACUUUGUUUUGAUGCAGAAGGACACCACAUGUUCUCAGGAGAUAGUUCAGGACUGAUAAUAGUUUGGGAUACACCUGUCAAAGGAAGUUCUCAACACCUUUUUCAACACUGGAAGAUAAAUAAGGAAAUAAAAGAAAAUGAUAUUAAAGGAACACCAAUAAAUCAUUUGGAAGUGCAUCCGAAUGGAAGGCAUUUAUUAAUCCAUGCCAAAGACAGUACCCUGAGAAUUAUGGACCUCAGAAUCUUGGCUGCAAAGAAAUACAUAGGUGCCACAAAUUACAGAGAAAAGAUUCACAGCACCUUAACACCAUGUGGUACAUUCCUGUUUUCAGGAAGUGAAGAUGGAAAGGCUUAUGUUUGGAAUCCAGAAACAGGAGAUCAGGUGGCCAUAUAUUCUGAACUCUCCUUCACAUCUCCACUUCGUGAUGUUGCCUUUCAUCCACAUGAACACAUGGUGUCUUUUUGUGCCUUUGGUCAAAACCAUCCAAUACUUGUAUACAUUUAUGAUUAUAAAGUUGCACAACAGGAAGCUGAACUCGUAAGAGAUCUCAGUUCAUCACUUACCACAGCUGCACCAAGAGGGCCACACUUCUUUAGCAGUUUUUCUGAAAUUCCUGUACAAAAGAGCUCAGUGAUGUCUCCAGCAGAUCAGUUUGUCAAUGUUGCAAGAGCAUCAAUGAGAAUGCAGAAGGUGAAACAAAAACUUGAUUCUGUUAUGGCGAGCUCAAAUCUCUUGCUUCCUGCAUCAUCAUCUCUGUCACCACACUCCAAGCUAAGACUGCCAGGCACUCUGAGUACUCCACUGAAUCCUCUGUAUGCUUUCACUACUGAGGGCGGGUGCUUCAGCCCAGUAGGAAAUCCUCUUAGUCGAACACUAUUGGGUAGACUACAGACGAAUUAUGACAGCCUGACUGCGUUGGGAGUGGGAGGAGGAAACAGUUGUCCACCCGGGCAAGAGACAGUAGUGGCUCUUUAUGACUACACAGCGCAUCGAUCAGAUGAGCUAACCAUCCAUCGCAGUGACAUUAUCCAAGUGUUAUACAAAGAUAAUGAUAACUGGUGGUUUGGCAGCCUAGCAAAUGGACAGCAAGGCUAUUUUCCAGCUAAUUAUGUGGCUGGUGAAAAAGAAUAUGAAGAACAGCCUUCAGGAUUAGUACCAGAUUCUGCUCCUCUCCUACCAGAAGGACCAACAGAAGCAGAAGAAGGUUCUCUGACUCUAGAUAAGAUGACACCAGUCACCAGUAAGUCAGGGGACCUAAAAUUUAUCUCCAGACAUGACACAGAUAGAGACUCAUCUGCAACACAAGGUACAAAGGAAAAGAAGAAAAGGAUACAAAGGAAUGAGAGAGAAAAUCAGCACAACUUAAUGAGUGUCGAUACUCCUCUGUCAUCAGUUACAGCUAAUGGUGUUGAAAACGAACCUACAUCCCAUGGGGUGGAAUUGAAGAAGAAGAAGAAAAAGGCAGCAAGAGGCUCAAACUUAAGCACAAAUGGAAGGACAAAUAUUGCCUUUGAGCCCGAAUGCCAUGACGCAGAGGCAUAAUUUAUUUCUGAAUACUGGGGUGAUGUUCAUUAGACAUGUUGAAGGCUGCAAUUAUGAUCUCUCCUCUAGGACUAACAACAAACAAAGAAAUUAAAAUACUUAAAUAUGCAAAAUGGUACCAGUUGUGACUUAUCAAUGGUGCAAACCAGUUUUGGAUGACUUUUGCCCUGGGUUCCUUGAAAUCAACAUAACUUGGAGGUUCAGCUCCUCACUGGACUGGAAAAGAACUGAAACUGUCAAAUACCUUGUUUCCUAAUUUGAUAUCUGAUUAAACCUUCACUUAGGCAUUUAUGUGGGCUGUAGAUCAAUCCAUUGGGAGCAGAGAAUCAAGUGAAAAAGUGUGGUCUAGAGCAAAACAAGCCCAACCACUACGUAAGUUAUUAAAUUAGCAUUUUAAAGUAUGCUUUAAGUAAAAUAGAAGAGUGUUCAGAAUGGUAAAAAACCAAAGGAGUGCUGACAUUAAGGUGUACCUGAAAACAUAAGCUUUUAAAAAAUAUUUUCCUGACAUCUAGUAUCUGUUUGGACUGCAUUUUGCAGCUCUGAAGGGAAUUGUGGAAUAACUACCUAUGCAACUACACUGUCUUCAGUAGGACUACUUGUUCUUAUCAAAAUAUAUUAGUGUUGCAAAUUCCAGGCAGUUAUAUUUUUCAAAUGAGGUGUGCUGCACAUAGUAAAGAUUCACUGCAGUUUUGUCAGAGUUCCUGGCUGCUGUGGCAGCAGUCUUGCCAAAUGUACUUUCUUUUGUCUGAAUGAAAUAUUUCAUAUCUAACUGUGCUGUUCGUUUUACUUGUAGUCCUUAUUCACUUGUAAGCAUCAUUAAUCUAUUUUUUUACUUGAGUAUUAUUUUGUGAACUUUUACUAUUGAAUUCACUAAUUAUCUAUGGUGUUAAAUAAUUUAUAUUUUAUAUUAAACAGAACGCUUUCUAUCA
Messenger RNA from Corvus hawaiiensis (hawaiian crow), 8913 nucleotides. It is a transcript of the gene AHI1, whose product is annotated as Abelson helper integration site 1. Gene Ontology annotation, biological process: motile cilium assembly. NCBI's taxonomy places the organism in Eukaryota, Metazoa, Chordata, Aves, Passeriformes, Corvidae. The coding region runs from base 4253 to 7984 and encodes 1243 amino acids. The record is from RefSeq and is a predicted model, not a curated record. Gene Ontology annotation, cellular component: ciliary basal body. Gene Ontology annotation, molecular function: protein binding. The transcript has 24 exons.